Molecule: messenger RNA, 2857 nt
Organism: Bombus huntii
Lineage: Eukaryota; Metazoa; Arthropoda; Insecta; Hymenoptera; Apidae
Exons: 16
Coding region: 140-2626 (828 amino acids)
Molecular function (GO): serine-type endopeptidase inhibitor activity
Source: RefSeq, a predicted model, not a curated record
UAUUAUUAAAAAUUGAUUUCUGAAUAAUGAGAGAUAAAGUAAGAAUUCUGUAAGGGACUGGAUAGGCGAUUCUCAGUUAUUCUGUUAUCCAUCGAAAAACUAAUGAAGAUAUACUUACAUCUCUUGUGCACAAAAGACAAUGAAGGUUACGCUCUCGAGAUGUGUUGUUAAACCUAAUAGACGAAAGAUUGAAUUACACCGCUUUUGCUUUAAACGGCUCAUAAUAAUAAGAAGUAUCUGGUUGGUGGCUCUUGCUCUAAUAACAAUGUCAAAGGCAGAGAAAAAUGUUGAAGCACUGCGUUCCGUUGUGGAAGGUGCAAAUCAAUUUAGUUCUUCAUUUUUCCAGACUGUGGUACAAGAUAAUCCUGGCAACCUUAUUAUGUCUCCUCUAAGUGCAGGUAUUGUUCUUGCUAUGGCUGCUUAUGGAGCUCGUGGAAACACAGAAGCCCAGUUUAGAAAUGUACUUCAUCUACCAACAUCACAGAGUCUUGCCACAUCUGGUUAUCAGUCACUUAUUGAUAAUCUCAAUAAUGUGAAAGACAAUAAAUUGGCUCUUGCAAAUAAAGUCUUCGUAGCUGCAAGUUUAAAUUUGAAACCAAGUUACAAAAAUUUAACAGAAGUUUACUUCCGCUCUGCUUCUCAAUUGGUAAACUUUGCUCAAAAUAAAGAAGCUGCAAAUAUUAUUAAUAGUUGGGUCGAACAAAAUACAAAUAAUCUCAUUAAAGAGCUUAUAAGUGCUGAAACGGUAAAUAGCAUGACAAGAUUAGUACUUGUCAAUGCAAUAUAUUUUAAAGGCCAAUGGAAAGAUAAGUUCGAUCCUAAAUCGACUAGCGACAUGCCAUUUCAUACUAGUAAAAGUGAAGUAAAAAAUGUUUCUACAAUGUAUAUACAAGGUAAAUACAAAUACGGAGAACUUCCAGAUUUAAAUGCUAAAUUUGUUGUAAUGCCAUACAAGGGUGACGAAUUGAGUAUGAUCAUAAUUCUUCCAAAUGAAAUUGAUGGUUUGCCUGAUGUUGAGAAAAAAUUACAAAGUACAAAUUUAACGAACAUUCUAAGUCAAGGACAUGAGGAAGAAGUGGAAUUAUGGUUACCAAAGUUCAAGGUGGAAAGUAUGCUCAAACUCAAUGAUGUCUUAAAAGAGAUGGGUUUGACUGAUGCGUUUUCUAAUGCUGAUUUUUCUGAGAUUGCUGAUGGUGAAAAUUUGUAUAUCAGUGAUGUUAUACAAAAGGCAUACAUUGAAGUGAAUGAAGAAGGAAGUGAAGCUGCUGCUGCUAGUGGUUUACUUAUGAUGGAGAAAAUGGCUCAUACUACAUGGGAGUUCAAAAUUAAUCGGCCAUUCUUUUAUUAUAUCAUAAAAACUAUGAACGAUGGAAAGGAAAAUGAUAUUAAUCUUCCAUUAUUCUGCGGUUCUGUAAACGAACCCAUAUAUAGAUGUAACUAUUUUCUAUGUAACAAGCAACACCCCGAAGAUGCUAUUUGGGAUCAUUUCCAACCAGACACUCAACAACUACAGUACCACAGUUUUUUAGCAAUAAGUAGUAUCUGGUUGGUGGGUCUUGUCCUAAUAACAAUGUCAGAAGCAGUGAAAAAUGUUGAAGCUCUGCGCUCCGUUGUGGAAGGUGCAAAUCAAUUUAGUUCUUCAUUUUUCCAGACUGUGGUACAACACAAUCCUGGCAACCUUGUAACGUCCCCUUUAAGUGCAAGUAUCGUUCUUGCUAUGACAGCUUUUGGAGCUCGUGGAAACACAGAAGCCCAGUUUAUAAACGUACUUCAUCUGCCAACUUCAGAGAGUCUUGCCACAUCUGGUUAUCAGUCACUUAUUGAUAAUCUCAACAAUGUGAAAGGCAAUAAAUUGGCUGUUGCAAAUAAAGUCUUCGUAGCUGCAAGUUUAAAUUUGAAACCAAGUUACAAAAAUUUAACUGAAGUUUAUUUCCGCUCUUCUUCUCAAUUAGUAAACUUUGCUGAAAGUCAGGAAGCUGCAAAUAUUAUUAAUAGUUGGGCUGAACAAAAUACAAAUAAUCUCAUUAAAGAGCUUGUAACUGCUGCAAUGCUAAGUGAUUUGACAAAGUUAGUACUUGUAAAUGCAGUAUAUUUUAAAGGCCAAUGGAAAGAUAAGUUCGAUCCUAAAUCGACUAGCGACAUGCCAUUUCAUACUAGUAAAGUUGAAGUAAAAAAUGUUCCUACAAUGUAUAGACGAGGUAAAUACAAAUAUGGAGAUCUUGUAGAUUUAAAUGCUAAAUUCGCUGUAAUACCAUACAAGGGUGACGAAUUGAGUAUGAUCAUAAUUCUUCCAAAUGAAAUUGAUAGUUUGUCUGAUGUUGAGAAAAAAUUGCAAAAUACAAGUUUAACGAACAUUCUAAGUCAAGGAUAUGUGCAAGAAAUGGAAUUAUGGUUACCAAAGUUCAAGGUGGAAAGUAACAUAGAUCUUAGGAAUCUCUUAAUAGAGAUGGGUUUGAGUGAUGCGUUUGCUGGUGCUGAUUUUUCUGGGAUUGCUGAUGGUGAAGGUUUAUGUAUCAGUCAUGUUAUACAAAAGGCAUACAUUGAAGUGAAUGAAGAAGGAAGUGAAGCUGUUGCUGUUACUCGUCGCGUUGUAAUCAAGAGAAAGGGUGGUUAUAUAUAUAUAUAAGGAAGUUCCUAAUUAAUCAGCCAUUCUUUUAUUAUAUCGUAAAAACUAUGAAUGAUGAUAAGGAAAAUGAUAUUAACCUACCAUUAUUCUGUGGUUUUGUUAGAGAACCCAAAAUCUAAGAACAGCAGUGCCAUAAUAGUAAUAUCAUAGUAAUGUAAUAAUUAAUUCUUGUGCUCCGCAAUUAUAAGCUUUUCAACAAUACCUUGUCUGACAAUAAAUGUGUUGCACUCA